Messenger RNA from Zasmidium cellare ATCC 36951, 1707 nucleotides. RefSeq lists its product as uncharacterized. The record is from RefSeq and is a predicted model, not a curated record. The transcript has 3 exons. Gene Ontology annotation, molecular function: transmembrane transporter activity. Gene Ontology annotation, biological process: transmembrane transport. Bases 1 to 1707 code for a protein of 568 amino acids. Lineage: Eukaryota; Fungi; Ascomycota; Dothideomycetes; Mycosphaerellales; Mycosphaerellaceae.
AUGGGAGAAGGUGAUUCUGAAAACAGCUUUGGCAAAACCACUACUCAGCCUGAGGUCGACCCUGACAGGCCAAGGACUCAAAAGUCUAGCAGUCCCACUCGAGGAUGGAGGUUCUACACGAUCAUAACAUCUCUCUGUGUUUCGAGCUGCCUGGUCGCACUGGAGGGGACGGUAGUCUCAACAGCACUACCCUCCAUCUCUCGUGAUCUUGGGGGAGGAGAGGCCUUUCUCUGGGUACCAAACGCAUACUUCCUAUCUGCCACUGCGUUUCAACCACUAUACGGUCAAUCAGCGAACAUCUUUGGCCGCAGAUGGCUGAUGAUCUCGGCCUUGGUAUUCUUCAUACUCGGUAGUGGUAUCAGUGGCGGCGCAUCGUCCAUGGGGAUGCUGAUUGCGGGACGCACGAUUCAGGGUGUCGGCGGUGGAGGUUGCUCGAUGCUCAUCGAUCUCAUCAUCUCUGACAUGGUGCCUGUUCGCCAACGUGGUGCGGUCAUGGGCUACAUCUUCGGUGCGGCGACGGUCUGUACCGCACUUGGACCUUUCAUCGGCGGUGUCUUCGUACAAGAAGCAACCUGGCGCUGGGUCUUCUACCUCAACUUGCCUAUCGCCGGCGUCGCCCUCCUCCUCGUCGUGCUAUUUCUGCACAUGGAAUACAAAAGACCGGCAUCGUGGAAUUCUGCGCUAGCAAGAGUUGACGUUGUUGGCAAUGGCAUCUUUGUGGCGGCCACAGUUGCAAUACUCUCCGCUCUGACUUACGCUGGGACAGAGUACUCCUGGUCUUCGUGGAGAAUCAUCCUCCCCUUGGUUCUAGGAUUCGUGGGUCUUGGACUGUUCUUCGUAUACGAACAGACGCCGUGGUGCAUCGAGCCAACCAUGCCUUCGAAGCUCUUCGCGGACCGGACGGCGGCAGCAGCGUUCUUCUUGACGUUCUUGCACAUGCUGUUGCUUUAUUGGGAGGUCUACUUCCUGCCGCUCUACUUCCAGGCUGUGAAGAAGUCUUCUCCAACACGAUCAGGAGUUCAACUACUGCCGACAGUCAUCAACCUGAUGGUAUUCGCAGGCGUCGGUGGAGGAGUCAUGGAAAAGUACGGCCGUUAUCGAGAAAUCCACGCCAUCGCAUUCGCCCUAAUGGCCAUCGGCUUUGGCUUAUACAUCUUGCUCGACGCCAGCUCGUCCACCGCUGAAUGGGUCAUCUUCCAAUUGAUCUUCGGCGCUGGCGCAGGCUUGCCGAUUGGUGUCCUCCUUCCUGUAGCUCAAGGCGCGCUGCACGAAGAGCUCACCGCUGUUGCAACAGGCACUUGGGCGGUUCUGCGUAGUUUUGGAACUCUCUGGGGCAUUACCAUUGCCACUGUUGCCUUCAACAGUCGUUUCUCAGACUACGACCGCAACAUCGCAAACUCGACGGUGCGCGAGAAGUUGUCGCAUGGCCGGGCGUACGAAUAUGGUACUCGGGCGUUCAUCAACUCGCUCGCAGACGAUCCUGCUUUGCAGAAUCAAGUCAUUCGGGCGUACAGCGACAGCAUCCGACUGACAUGGGAAGUCGCAACAGGUCUCGCUGGAUUGGCGUUCCUGGUCGUCUUUGCACAGCGUCGUAUUCAGCUGCGCACAGAGUUGGACACAGAAUUCGGCAUGGUUCGAUCACCUGCAAACACCGACGAGGUGCAGAAUGAGUCUGAGAAAGGAGAGGUGGCUGAAGCCUCGGCUUAG